Messenger RNA from Loa loa (African eye worm), 423 nucleotides. RefSeq lists its product as hypothetical. The transcript has a single exon. The coding region runs from base 1 to 423 and encodes 140 amino acids. The record is from RefSeq and is a predicted model, not a curated record. NCBI's taxonomy places the organism in Eukaryota, Metazoa, Nematoda, Chromadorea, Rhabditida, Onchocercidae.
AUGGUCGAACACAUCGAGAAGGUGAUACGCCAAUUAGAAGCACUAGGAGAGAACAUGGAACAUUCAAGUAUUGAACACUGGAUAGAAGACAAGCUGCCAGAGUGGAUCUUGGAUAAGGUGUUUGAACAAAAGGAAUUGGAUGUAACAUGGUCAGUCUCUAAACUAAGAAAUUUCCUGUUAAAGAGGGUUAAUCGGAGUGAAAAGGUGAAAAAUUGCCAAAAGCCAAACACCCAAGCUGACAGCAAACUCACAACUACCAAGUUUGUGCAGAAACAACGGUACAGUCCUGUUGGAACUUCAGCAUUAUCAACGAUACAAAGUCUUCAAAAGGUAUCACAACCUACAAUUAAGAGAAGGAGACCGUGUGUAUUUUGCACUCGAGACCAUUGGGAUAGCGAAUGUGAUGUCUAUUCUACAGUAUAA